ACUUUAUUUCCAGCCUUGUUAUCAUGUAUAAUGUCUUUUCUUCCAGUCUUUUUCUCUCAGUACAUCCACACUUCCCAGGGCUAGAGAACCCUCUGUUCAGAAGCUGAACAGCCAUGACCUUUGCUGAAGAGAAGACUUAUAAGUAUAUCUGCCGUAAUCACAGCAGUUUUUGCCGGGUGGAUGUUCUGGAGAUUCUGCCCUACCUACCCUGCCUUACAGCCAGCGAUCAGGAUCGCCUGCGGGCCUCCUAUGCGCGUCUGGGGAACCGGGACACACUCUGGGAACUCUUCAAUAGCCUUCAGCGGCGGACUGGCUGGGUGGACUUCUUCAUUGGGGCAUUGAACGCCUGUGAACUGUCUGUGCUUGCUGGACAAGUGGCCAGUGUCUACCAUAGCUACUUGCCUCGAGGAGCCCCGGCCCACUCUCCGGCCCCACCAGAGGACCCAGCAGUUCCUGCCAAGAUUUCAAGAGCCUCUGAAUCUGCUACAGCCCACAGCAGACCCCACAAUGGCUACCAAGGGGAGGCAGGUUACCCCAUGCCUGUCCAGGACACCCAGCCGCCAAAAUCCCCAGGAGAGAGUUCAGAGCAGGCCCAUGAAUCUGGGGCCAUCCAGAGGAAUUCCAGUGGCUCCUCCAGUGGACCAUCAUCUAACUUGCCGGUCCUCAACCCUGUGGCCUCCAGCAGACAUCAGGACCAGGCCCCAGAACUGAGCAGCACUCACACAGCAGGUACUGCCACCAGUCCCAUACCAACUCGUGGGCCUGUGUCUCCAACUGUCUCCUUUCAGCCCCUGGCCCGUGCCAGGGCAAGUCGCUUGCCUGGGCCUGCGGGGUCAGCUCCAUCUGCUGGCAACUCCUCCCUUUCCUUGACUUCUGGCUUGGCUUCUACAAAGGGAGCUAGUGAUGCAGAGGUACCUGGCAACUCUGUGACUACCAACCCAGUGCCUCCUCCUACCACCCAGAUGCCUGUGAACACCAUGGCUUCCAAAGUGCCUUCUACCCCAACAGCUGCCAGUACAGGGCCUUCCAAGCUGCCCACCAGCUCAAAGACCCCUGGUGCAAUGCCCCCUAAUAUGCUCACCCAUCUAGCACCAUCCAAGUUGCCCAUCAACCCAACACGUGCUGGCACAACACUACCCAAAGUGCCUGCUAGCAUUGGGCCCUCAAGCAAGAGCAACAACAGAGCCAAGGGGACCCCAGAGGCAUCAGCACCCACAGCUGCCUUUGGAGGCAGUUCACUCUGCCCAGACAGAAGCUUAGGGUCAGAGGUGAGCAAGCCGGGUGUGCUGCUGUCCCAGCUGGACCAGCCGUUCUCAGGAUGCUCUGAGGACCUCGCCAUCAGCCCCAGCAGCUCCCUGAGCUGCUCUGAGGACCUCGCCAUCAGCCCCAGCAGCUCCCUGAGCUCAGAAUCCAAUCACGGGCCACAGCCCAGCCGCGGCCCUGAGGAGGAUGAGUAUGUGUCUUUUAGGCUGAACAUAAACAAGGAUCCCAGCGUUGACCUCCAGGCAGGGAUGCUGGAGCAGCCAGCUAUCCCACAACCCCCAGAAGAGGAAGUACACUGUGUGGGGACUGAUUCCUGGGCUAUGUGGCUUGGAGUAGCCGGGGUUGUGGUGACAGUUCUAGCUGUGUUUCUGGCUGUGAAGAGGCGCCUGCCCCAGUGAAGCCUCAGUCUCAAGCCCACGUGGUGCCACUCACCUGCUUUGUUCCCCAGAGCUCUUUCUCCUGGCUGGGUGGGCAUGGGCUGAACCAAGGGGGGGGGGAGCUCAAGGUCCAGGGGUCUGAUGGGAGGCCCCACUGAAUCCUGCCAGUAGAUGGGUCUUAGCUCACACCAUGUGCAUGUCCCUCACCACCUUUGGCUUUCCAGGCUUUGGGUUUUCCCUGGUGCUUUCAGACCUGUUCACCUGGCAGUGUGGGUUGUCACCCUGGGUGCUUCUGAGUUGCCACCCAACCAGGUCUCAUCCCUUGCUCAGGUCCCCAGUGGCUAUGGAACAAGUGUGCUGAGUAAGGGGAACCCCACAAGACCUAUUCCCAUCUUGCUGUCCAGUCUGGUGCCUUAGCACUGGAGCUGGGGGAGCAGUGAUGUGACUGGUCUCCAGGGUGGGCCAGCUGCUUUGGAUACCCUAGCAGACCCGAAGGAGGGAAGAGGCAGCUGCUUCUUCCUGGUGCCAGGAAGACUUCUGGAUGUUCCUCCAGCCUCCUCACACCCUGGCUCUCCUCUCGCACCCUCCUGAUGUCCCUUCCCCUUGUUUCCUUUGGUUGGGGAGGGACACCUAGUGCACAGAACCCAGACAAAGUUCUGCAUUUCUGGGCUGGCCUGAGCAGAUGUCCAGAUGUGGGUGUGAAACUCUAGCUAAUUCUUCACUGGGUUCUUUUGAGGUCGAAGUAUGAAGGUGUUUGCCAAGUGCCGUGCCCAGAGGAGGAAUGUUUCUCUUUCCUCCCUCCUGCCCAGCCUGGUCAAGCUGACAGCUUGAGAGGCAGAGCACAUAAGAGUGCGCUCUGCAGGAGGCAGCUUUGCCUGCAUCCUCAUUCACCUCUCACUGGCUCUGUGAUCCCAGGCAAGAUAUUAACCAUUCUGUGCCUCAUUUUUCUCACUGCUAAGUGUGUGUGUGUGUGUGUGUGUGUGUGUGUGUGUGUGUGUGUGUACGCGUACAUG
Messenger RNA from Dipodomys spectabilis (banner-tailed kangaroo rat), 2653 nucleotides. It is a transcript of the gene Mavs, whose product is annotated as mitochondrial antiviral signaling protein. NCBI's taxonomy places the organism in Eukaryota, Metazoa, Chordata, Mammalia, Rodentia, Heteromyidae. The coding region runs from base 114 to 1661 and encodes 515 amino acids. The transcript has 6 exons. The record is from RefSeq and is a predicted model, not a curated record.